GCAAGCAUCGACGCUAGCGCUAUCACUUGUGGGGGUUUUUGUUUGAUGUCGUUUUGUAAAUAGGGGGCUUCUCUUUAUCCACGUAUACAUUUGUUGUUGGCGCUGUUCCCGCACGUUUUGUUAGCGUUCAAGAAUCUCAACUACACCAAUCAGAGCCGUUACACGCAGUAUUACCAAGAUGUUGGCUGCGAACAAAUUCUGCUUGACAGCGUUCUAUUUGGUUCUGGUGGCCGUCCAAGUAAUAUGUCACGCGCAUAUGCACGCAAAAGAUGACGAUUUAAACAAGGAACGCGAAAAAGAUGGAUCGUUUGCUAGUAGAGCUAGAAAUCACUUGGAUGACGACGAACACCAUUCAGAAUUCGACCACGAAGCAAUACUAGGCGACAAAGAUGCCGCAGAAGAAUACGAUCAACUCAGUCCAGACGUGGCAAAGGCAAGACUUAAAGAACUGGCCCUGAAAAUGGACAAAGAUGAAGAUGGGUUUGUGGACAGGAGAGAACUAGUGCAGUGGAUUCUUAGAUCAUUCAGGUUAUUAACCGACGAAGAAGCCAAAGAAAGGUUUGAGGAAGAGGACAAGAACCAAGACGGCAAAGUAUCCUGGGAAGAACAUGUUACGGAAGCAUUUGGAACAUUCAGCCAAGAUACCUACUCUGAAGGAGAAGAGGACAGGCAAACUUUGCUCGAAGAGGAUGACAGGUACUUCAAAGCUGCCGACAGAAACCACGAUGGCCUCCUUGACCAGGAUGAGUACCCAAAGUUUUCCCACCCAUCUGAAUUCCCGGAAAUGAAGGACAUUCUGUACGAGGAGACAAUGAAGAAGAAGGAUUUAGACAAUGACGGAUUCCUCACACUGGAGGAAUUCAUGACAGAUGAACCGGAGAAACCUUUGCACCCUGACCAGCGCAUCGCUGAGAAGGAACGUUUUGAGCUGGACUAUGACAAGAACGGCGACAAGCUGCUUGACAAAGAGGAAACACUUGCAUGGCUGCUACCAGGAAACGAUGAGAUUGCAGACCAAGAAGCGGAGCAUCUCAUUGGGAACUCGGACACAGACAAGGAUGGGAAACUCACGAUACAAGAGAUAGUGGACCAUCACGACAUCUUUGUAGGCAGCGAAGCCACAGAUUACGGAGAACACCUACAGAACACAAACCGUUUCACCGACGAACUGUGAAACAGGGAAAGUGCUUUUACGCUUGAUCCUAAUGCUAAUCGUCCAAAGCACAAUUGUCACAGUUUUGUUCUUGCGUUGAAGUGUCGUUUUAGUUUUGCUAUUUUUGUCAUAUUUAUUUACACAACAGACGACAUCGAGGUAUUAUUUUUUGCCAUGCAUGUGCCAUAUUUCAUUACAAAUUUAUUGUGUUUUACGAAUAAAGUUGCUUGGAAUUCACAAAACUGGA
Molecule: messenger RNA, 1400 nt
Organism: Ornithodoros turicata
Lineage: Eukaryota; Metazoa; Arthropoda; Arachnida; Ixodida; Argasidae
Product: reticulocalbin-2-like
Exons: 6
Coding region: 179-1174 (331 amino acids)
Cellular component (GO): endoplasmic reticulum
Molecular function (GO): calcium ion binding
Source: RefSeq, a predicted model, not a curated record